AUGGAAUACGAUUCGGAAUCAAGUUGCGAGGGCCGUUGUACGAAGGACUUUGAGAAUGUGGACGAACCGGCGCGCUUGACGGAAACGCAUGAGAAAUGCGAUCGACGCAACCGCGUCCUGUGCCAGACGUCUGCUUUGCAGACCAUGUCAGAGCAAUCGAAAUUCAACUUGAAUCCAGCCAGUAAGAGCCUUUCUUCACAGGUAAUGGAAUAUUAUCACAAGUACUCCCGAAACUCCAAUCUGGAUCAGUAUUUCUCCCUACCGAAUGCUCCACAGGAGGCUGUCAAGUAUUAUUACAGCGUGUACGAGUUAAGUGCUAAGGUAGGUUCAUCUAACAGGCAAGACUGCAUCGGAGAGGAGUACAAUUUAAAGUCCUAUGUCCCAAGAGAAAGACGUCGAUGGGUAAGGCCUCCGUUGAUUGGACAGUCCUCCAAUACAGACACCUCAUCCAGGUAUGUUCAACCGUUGACAGAUCUCCAAACACCGUCACCUGAUCUGAAAUAUGAUAAGCCUGAAACAAUACACGAGGAAAAGAAUGAGAGUCCAGAGAAGCUACCAGAGAUUGCUGACAGAAAGCUGUCCUCCCCAACCUCCAGUGUAGCCUCUUACAAGCCACUGGAAUGGGACAGUGGUGCAGAUGUCGGUUACUUCAAUUCGCAUUCUCAAAACAAGCACAGUGACAAACGCUUAAGCACCAUAGAACGCAUGGCUUUGGCACGAGGAUGUUCAGCUGCUUUGCGAUUAGAUCCAGAAGGUACUACCGAAUCCGGGAUGCAUUCCGGGAAGAUCACAGUGGCACAGAGUGGUCCAAAAUUGUCAUCGAUCCCCGACGCCAAUUCCACACCGUUGAUCGAAAAUGCGUCAGGAUCGGAGAGCGAAAUAGAGAUAACGCCCAUUGUGAAGAAUCACUUGCCAGGAAUCAUUACGGGCGACAACAUCAAGUCACAGGAGAGGUGUAUUUUGAACGACGCCGUGCAGCAGAAAGCUGCAAUGAAAUCCUCUGUACGAGAAGCAAAUAAUUUCGACACGCCCACGUCAUCCACGUCUACAUUUAAAGUGCCAUUGAUGAAGUACUCGACUGUAGAAAAAAGAUCUAUGAGCAGACGCAAGGAAACCUCGUCCCUGUCGAGCUCUCUGUUGAAGAAAAGCAUCUCGAUGAACGUGUUACCUGCGUCAUCGACGAAGUCCUCUCUGAAAAGAAGUCAGAGCGAGCUGAAUCUACACGCUAAGGAGAAGAAAGAUAUGUUGCCUCUGAUAUUUGACUCCACAUCUUCUAUCGCCACUGUAGUGAAUAAACCUGCAACUUGCGAUAAAGUAAUACAAACCAGUCCGGAGGUGUGCGCCCAGGAAUCCGUUGGCGUUCAGGUCUCAGAUCUCGACGAUAGCAAGCUACCUUUAGCGGAGGGUGAUCCCAAUUUGCAAGCGACGAUACAUUCCAUUUUGAAAAAGUCCAAAGGCACGUAUAGGGUAAAAGGUUCGAAGAAAUGCGACGACUCGCGUCCAGUGGACGAGCCGGAUAGCAGCGCGAACACGAAAGAAAAUCAGAGACAGCGAAGCAGUUCCGGAGAGAUCUCGCAAAACGCGUCUACGUCGGUGACGCCGCAGCCCGACGAGACGGAGAAUGUAUCCGGACGGGCGAACAGUUUCGAAUACUUCCCCGGCCACACUUACGCGAAUGUUCCAAGCGGGAGGGACAGCCACGUCUCCUCGGACACGGGUAGAUCGAACUCCACGUUACCGAACAGCAGUUCUAGCAUCAACGAGAAGCUGUGGGGAGACUCGGACAGUUUGGUCCGUGACUUGGAGAGGAGCGUCAACAUCUUGAAGAGUCUCGUCGAUGCCAACAAGUGCGACAAGCAAGUCAAGAAGAGGCUGAUACAGCACGUAAUCAAGCGGCUCGUCACCGCAAAAUAUACGGACGACAGGAUCGAGCAUAAUCUGGAGGACAACGUUCCCUGGAACCCGGACGACGCCAGAAAUAAGGUCUACAGAGCCGAGUUGCUUCAGGCGUUGGCGAAGAAGCACAGCACCACCGAGUCCUCGGACGAGUGGAACUUGCGGAAGAAAGACACGUCCACGCAGAAGUCCGCCGGUACCACUAGCGACGUCAUAAAGGAAGUAGCGUUGGAGAGCAGCAACAGCGACAAAUUUGACCGCCACACAGACAGAACGGAAAUGGAUGGUAGGAAGGCACGACUGGGACUGAGAACGGACGAUUGUCAGCAGAGCAGCAACACCACGACGGAUCCUGACAAGAGCGAGAGCUCCGAGUGCUUUGUGCCGCAGCGCAAUCACAAGAACACUAAAGUAAACGAGAUUUUCUGUUACAAGGAGAACUGCAAGAUGCCGCACAGGGAAUCGACCACGACGAACAGUAUACCGCCUCCUGAUCACAAUAGGAUUCUGUUGGAUGCCGUUGUGAACAACAGAAGAACGCCUAUCGAGUCCAACAAUAAUACGGAUAACAACACGGACUGGCGAUUACCUACCACAUCAUCGGAGAGGCAGUUCGAGUUGAAGAAGUGCAGUGUGUCUGAAUCUGGCGACUCCAAGCUCGUCAAUUACGCCGAGAUGGAGAAGAGAAAUCAACUCAUCUGGAUCACUAAUGAGAUCAGUCAUCUCUGUAAUUUGAAGAAACUGCUGGAACAACCCAGACGUCUGGAAAGAUCUAAGUCUUCGCCGAGGAAAACCAAAUCAGCGAAUUUCAAAUCGAAACAAACAACAGCGCUCACUUGCAGACGAGAGCAAAGUGCAGGCACUAUGCAUAGAAAUACGUCCGAUUUACAUGACGAUUCCGUCAACGAGCCGUGGUCGUCUCACUGUAACUUGGCGACAUGCGAAGCUGCGAGCGACAGCGUAGCUCAGAGGAUCAUGAAGCGCAACAGUUGCACGCAAACAACCUCAAGCGUAUCCAACGCUUACUCGAAGACCGGAGGGGAAAUUGUGUCUGCAUGCCGAACACGGAACUCGACUGUGAAACGCGUCGCUGUCGGUGUGCAAACACUGUCACGAGAGGUGUUCCUGACGCCGACGACGUCGAUGCAAUCGGAUGUACGUGACACAAAGUACACGAAUGCGCAAGCCCCACGUAUGCGUUUCCAAGGUAACGCCAAAUGCAGAGACCAGACCUGCCAAAAGCACAACGCCCAGGUCGUGCAGCGUACGUGCACGCGAUGCGUCAAUCAGAGCUCGUCUGACACGACCAGACCACGAAAGAGCUUCCCAGGGGACGCGCCAGUUGUCACGCAGCAGACGCAAACAAAUUACGCGAGCGACAAUAGCGCAGCUUUGAUGGAGGCUGCUUGUCAUCACGCAGCCCAGAGCAAUAGCGUCCAACACAAACAGAAAGAGGCUAAAAAUCAAAUCAAUGCUUCGAAAUCAAAAUGUAAUUGCGUUCGCAUCGCGCACUCGUCCGUCAGCGACAAUAAGUACGGAUCAAGCCAAGUCGAAGCUAAGCGGGUGGAAUGUCACAAGAAAGCGUUGUUCACAAUAUGCCCCAUGUGUUCCAAGCAGAAGCCCUUUGCAGAAGUUAAUAAUGGCGUUUGUAAUUGCGGCGUGUGUCAGAAGAAUCCCUCCUGCAUGCGCGAAAAUAAUUCGGGGGAUGGUAAAACGUGUGCUCAUACAAGCGAAUGCGACGAUACGUCGGAUGUUAACGACGCGGACAGGAGGAUCGUCAUCGGCAAGUCCCGACAGAACUGUAACGCUGACGGUCAGAGCAGACGCGUGCUGAACUUCAACGAACAGAACGGCAACGCCUGCGAUUGCACGAACGAUUGCACCACGUGCCAGACUCCGGGAAUUGCGACGGAGACAUGCGAAUGUUGUUCGAGCGGCCAACUCGAGGAUAACGGAUUGUGUCGUUUUGACUGUCGGUUGAAAAUAGCGGAACGUCAACCGCUGACGCAGGUUUACUCCGACAGUUCGCAGAACGGCGACAUGAUCGCGCAACAACGCAAAGUACAAAGUAGCUUAAGAUGCAAUUGCAACGAGGCUUGCUCCUGUAACAAUAAUCAAGCGAGAGAUGUCGUACAAGGGAAGAUGCGCAGGAGUUACGCGUCGAAAUCAAAUUUCGUAGACGACAGCAAUAUCAAUAGGACGGAGAGAAAUUGCAAGCAUUGUCGCGCGUGUGGUGCCAUGUAUCAGAAUACUAGAAAAUGCGGCUGCCGCCAAACGUUUCCCAAAGCAGUCGCGUAUGAAUUGUCGUUCACGAAGGAGAGUACCAUGAAAAGUGAUACCUCGGAUAUUAUUCAGAUAACGCCAAAAGCUCCGUUUGCCAAGCAACCGUCGAAUACUGCGAAAUCCGAUGUCUGUCCUUGCGACAUUAUAAAAAAGAACGGUUCCAAUAAGAACUCUCAUCAAACGGCCACGCUGCAGGACUACUUGUCUAAGAAUAAUCCUGCGUUUAUGGGAAACGCGGAAACGCGUCGACAAUAUCUGUCGGAGAUAUGUCAGCUGCGAGAAUUGAGAAAAGAAAAACGUAUACAAUUAUUAGCGAUGGCCAGCACGUCUAAUAUCAUUAAAUGUACGCAAGUACCGAAGCCAACAGUUUGCGUGCAGAGGAAAAUUAGCGACCAGGAGAUGAAGGAGCGAUUACGUAAGCGGUAUCUCCGGCUGAACGAAGUGCGAUUCAAACGACGACAGCAAGAGAGACAAGAAGAAGCACGUCGAAAUAAACUUAUGGCGAAAAUUUUCUGCAAGAGGCUGCAACAAAAGGUUUUGAGGGGCCAAGUAGAUUUGUCUCAAAGCGUCAGCGUAAUAUCCAACUUGUAGAGUUAUUAAUGCCUAUUCGUGUAGAGUGCCUUUUUAUCUUCGUAAAUAUCCAGAAUGUGAGAGACAUUUCACUUUUUUAUAAACAUUCAUUAUCGUUACGGACGGUAGAAGAGUUUUAAAAUACGUCGUUUCUUGAAGACAAUAGAAUCGAUUGUAUUAUUUCAGAUAGUUGCGUUAAAAUUUUUAUUAUUAUGAUAUUCUGUGUGUUCUACAGUAAAAUUACACAUUGAGACUUGAAUUCAUGACUUAUUUAUGGUUAUCGAAUAUAUUGCAGGUGAUUAUAGCCUGACCUAAAGUUACAUGCGUAACUUUAUAAUCGAAUUUAUUUUUAUGCAAACGACAUGACUAUAACCAGUACAAAUUGAUAUCAAACGUUUUUUUUUUAGAAAAAUUUUAUAUAUUACAAGUAGGAACACAUCUUUCAGGGGAGGAUGUGGUUUUAUCAUUUAUUAUAUUAUAUAGAAUUACAUAAAAGAAACGUGUGUAUUCUGACUUGAUCCUAAACAUAAGCGUCCUAAACGUAGGAUCAUUUCAACAUAAAAUCGAAAAUAUUAGCAAUAAUAUAAUUCAUGUUUAUUCGUUACAUAGUAUAAAGAAGUUGCAGUUAUAUAGUAAAACAUAUCACUGAUAUACCACCGAUCAAAAGUGAAUGCUUUAAAAUAGGAAGCAUAAUUAUAUUACGUAGUACCUGAAUCUCGUAGCGGGAUUGUAGCCACAGGAGAACAGAAGAGAGCAUUGCUUAUCUUCCCUAUAGAUCUGAAAAGUAUAUGUACAAGUAUGAAAUACUAAAAUCAAGAUAAAAAUUCUGUAAAAUGCAUGCUAUCUGCAUCUCUGUGGCUACGAGUUCGUCUACGGUAUAGUAUAUCAUAAUACUUUUUUAUUAUAAAGUGUAAAGUAAGAUUUGCUAAUAAAUUCUUAAAAUACAUGUAAUCUAAAAAAAAACGUCAUCAGGAAUUUGCAUUUUAUUUAUCUAUUUAUUUUCUUUCAUGUUUCUUUUCCUAUUUUUUUGCGAGUCUGCCAGACACACUUCGACUUUAUUUUAUUAUAUUUUUUCAGUCACCACUGUGGUAUCUAUAACGGCUAUAAGAAUAAGCGCUGUAAUUUAUAUACGUCUUAAGAAAUAAGUUCACAAAAUUUGCUCUUUUCAUUGUUACUCUUACAUAAAACGCAUGCACUCGCAAGGGAAUUUACUAAUUACAUUUGUUGCAGAUUGCAGUUAUUUGCAAGGUCGUUGUAAAUCGUUGUUUUACAGCUGUCGUUAAUACAUUGCAACUUUAUAUUACUGAAUUGUCUCAAUAUAAUACGUGAAGAGAAAAAUAAUGAUAGACCAUUUAAAGA
Odontomachus brunneus is the source of this 6108-nucleotide messenger RNA. RefSeq lists its product as uncharacterized. Lineage: Eukaryota; Metazoa; Arthropoda; Insecta; Hymenoptera; Formicidae. The record is from RefSeq and is a predicted model, not a curated record. The coding region runs from base 1 to 4770 and encodes 1589 amino acids. The transcript has 5 exons.